Messenger RNA from Anarrhichthys ocellatus (wolf-eel), 5436 nucleotides. RefSeq names its product solute carrier family 25 member 42 (gene slc25a42). Gene Ontology annotation, cellular component: mitochondrial inner membrane. The coding region runs from base 680 to 1672 and encodes 330 amino acids. Gene Ontology annotation, biological process: transmembrane transport. NCBI's taxonomy places the organism in Eukaryota, Metazoa, Chordata, Actinopteri, Perciformes, Anarhichadidae. The record is from RefSeq and is a predicted model, not a curated record. The transcript is spliced from 8 exons.
GUGUAUAUUUUGCAUGAUUAGGAUAAAAGUCACCUUUGGUGCAUCACCUCUAUGUUGUGUAUCAUCACACACGGUAAGAUUGAGUACUUCACGGACAAGAAAAAACCCAGGAGGAACCAUACUGAGCCAGUUUGUUGUCAAGUGUGCCUCCUGUUCACGCCCCUCUAACCGACCUAUCCUAACGUGCCCCUUCUCGCGCAGACUUCAAUUCCCAGAAUGCAUCUGGGCUCGUCCUUGUCAGAAUCCAAUAUCUCAACGCUGUCACGGGUAGUAACGGCAGAAAUACAACAGCAUGGACGAUGCUAGUCAGUUAAAGUCACGUCAGAACCAAUGAAUACGAGAAAUGUGUGAAAGGCAGUGCCUUCAACACUAGGAGACGUUUUUCGAAAGACAGGCGUACUGUGAAUACUCUCACAACACUGUCCGACGAGCGUUACAUUUACGGUAAUGUAGCAGUAAGCUAACGGCUAUCCAACGUUACUCAACCUGCUAUUUGGCUAACUUUGAAACCGCUUCCGAAGAACCUGCUAGCAACAACGCACUAAGUGAGGGAUACCAAAGCAUCAGACAUCUCCGAGCUGAUGUCAACUUGGUAAGCUCUCAGCACCGGGUGUUGGUGGGGGCACCACUCGCAGUGGUUGAAUUCAUGAGCCCGCUCAGUGACCGCUAGUCCUCGGGGAUGGGCACCGGAGUACAGGAACAACGGGCGACACUUGGGCAGGGAGAAGUGCUGCCGCUGGACUCCUCUAGUCAGGCAGAAGUGAGCUAUGAGGGCCUGAGGCACACUCGGUCUGUCGUCAACUCGCUCUUCUCUGGGGCUUUAGCGGGAGCCCUGGCCAAGACAGCUGUCGCUCCAUUGGACAGGACUAAAAUCAUCUUCCAAGUGUCUUCAGCAAGAUUCUCUGCCAAGGAGGCCUACAGGUUGAUCUACCGCACCUACCUGAAGAAUGGCUUCCUCAGUCUGUGGAGGGGCAACUCUGCCACCAUGGUGCGAGUCAUCCCGUACGCUGCUAUCCAGUUUUGUUCACACGAGCAGUACAAGGGACUGUUAGGAGGCUACUAUGGCUUUCAGGGGAAAGUCCUUCCUCCAGUUCCGAGGUUAUUGGCUGGGUCUAUGGCGGGUACCACGGCAGCCAUGGUGACCUAUCCUCUGGACAUGGUGCGAGCUAGGAUGGCUGUAACGCCAAAGGAAAUGUACAGUAACAUCCUGCACGUGUUUGUGCGGAUAUCCCGAGAAGAGGGCCUGAAGACAUUGUAUCGAGGCUUCACUCCCACCAUGCUGGGUGUUAUUCCCUACGCUGGUCUGAGCUUCUUUACCUAUGAGACACUGAAGAAAGUACAUGCAGAGCGCAGUGGGCGCCCACACCCCUACUCAUAUGAACGUCUGGCGUUCGGAGCCUGUGCAGGACUUCUUGGCCAGUCGGCAUCUUAUCCUCUGGAUGUGGUACGACGUCGUAUGCAGACCGCAGGAGUCACAGGUCACACGUACGGCACCAUCCUGGGCACCAUGAAGGACAUUGUGUCUGAGGAAGGGGUCGUCCGUGGACUCUACAAAGGUCUCAGUAUGAACUGGGUCAAAGGGCCCAUCGCAGUGGGGAUCAGCUUCACCACCUUUGACCUCACUCAGAUUCUCUUGAGGAAGCUGCAUCAGAUGGGCUAUACGGCUCGGUAAUAAUAACGCUGCAGAGAGAGGGAAACGGGGAUAGUGGGAUGACGAGCUCCCCUUACACCCUCCGAAAGAGAAAGGAAGUGAGAGAGUAACGAUUGUGUGCUGCUGGAUAGAAGCAAACACACACUGGCUCAGGAUGCGGGAUAUUAAUGUGUUCUCUCGCUUUAUCUGUGUGCAGCGCGGGAUGUACAGUCCCUGUAGGCGUGAGCUAUGUUGGAUGGUACAGAGUACCUGUACACACUGUUGUCAUGUACAGCGAAGUGCAAUAUGCUCAGUGAGUUUUCCCUGUGUUUGUGUGUGCACGUAAUUUAUAACGCGUUUGCCCUCGUGGACCAGGCCCGUGAGUUUCAGUCUGAGAGUUUAGAGGUUCACACACACACUGAGGUCUCCAUACUGCCUUGUGUGUCUGCUUACAACUGACACCUUCCAGCGUAAUGCAGGUCAUUUAUAUGUAACGUACUAAGAUGCAUUUGAUUCAACAACAGUAAAAUAUUCCCCCUUGAGAUUAGUUUUUUAAUGAGUGUGUUGUUCUUAUAUGAGCUUGUUGCAGAUUCUAUGAUAUUCGUGGUGUUUGUAUAUCGAAGCACAAACGUUCUCAGACUACGACUUUUGAGCCAAAAUCUUGCCUCGAAAUCUAGCACAGAGGUAACAGCAUUGUUACUGUCCUCACAUGGUCAGUUUUAUUUAGAGUUCAAUGUAUUGAAUGUGUCCAGUAUCUUUAAGCGGAGCUCCUUGAGAGUGAAUUCACAGACUUUUAUUUGUAGUUCAGCUGUAGUGAUGACUGCAGACUAAUGAGCUCGAUAGUAUGCCAGUGCCAACAUAUAUGAAGUAUAAAGAGUGCCCAAAUGAUUGAGUUUGUUUUCACUGUGAUCAUAUAUAGUGGACCUUUCGAAAAAUAUUGUCAAUUGCGAUGGAAAGUUUAGUUGUUGGUAUGUGUUGGUACAAAUGAUCCGACAGAUAUCCGUACGAGACGGGCAUACUCUUUGGACAUAGAGUCCCAUGUUAUGCACAUGAUGCAAGUUAAUGGGUAAUUUUCCAAAUUGAAGAUCAUAUACUGAUUCAACAGUUUAGUAGGAACACAUGACCAGUCUAAUGUAAGCCACUACAACAGCUCUGCAAUGAGCGCUACCUUUAUCAAGUGUACAAUGUUCUGUCGUUGAGGUGUCGCUUUAUCUCCGGUAAUCUUUUAGCUGUAUUGUUUUGGAUUUCGAUAUCGAAAGGUGUUUUGUUAUUUUCUGUCACCGGUAAAGGAGGAAGACGGACACAUACAAGUAUUUAAAUGUUGUCUUCCAUUUGCUGUUGGUUUGGCAGCUGCAGGGGGCAUUGUUUAAAACUGUGAAGAGAUGAUUUGAGUUCUCUGUUACAGGCGUGAUUUAGUAUAUUUUAGUGUUCUUAGUAUUGUACUUUACCUCAGUACGUAGUCAAACGAACAUGACAUUCUUGCAUAGCAAUGUUUUAUGUGGAGUAGUUGUCAUUUGACUGUAUCUGAUACAGUUUGAACAGUAUUGAUGCAGGGGGCUCACAGUCGUUGAAGAGUGUCAAUAGUUUCUAUACUUAGACCAAACAUGCCAAGGGAGGAUGGUUGAGCCGAGGGAGCAGCUGGGUGCAGAGCCGGGUGGAGCUUCAUCUUUAUGGAGCUUUGCUCUGUGAGACGAGUGUGAGGAUCUCCACUGAAACUCAAGUUGCUUUGUUAGUUAAGAUACUCAAAAAACACAAUAUUGUAAUACUGAAGUAAUGGUAUUGUAAUUAGUGUUUUUCACUAAUAUUUUUUCUUUAUUGGUUAAUCUAUACAUUAUCAGACUGUCAUAGUUUGAGUAAUGUCUUAACUUUGCUUACUGAACGUUUACUGACCAGCAGACGAACAACCCAAAAAUGUGUUGAGUGUUUAAUAAUCUCUAAUCAGCCAAUGUUUUGUGAUUUCACUAUUAACCAAAAGAAGAUUAACCGAUUAUCAAAUGAGUUACUUUAAAGUGGCCAUAGAAAAAUUAAGGCUUGAUUUAUGGUACAAAGGAAGACCGUUAACUAUUGCUCAACCUAAACAGGAACAUGAUGGCGUGUGGCUGCGGUAGAAAAGUCCUUAACUGAGUGAAAUGACCCGGACGUAUCUAAGUGGCCGCCAUGAUGAGAGCUGUUUGAAUUCUCUAGAUGCUAAGGAAAGGUGCUUCAAUGCUUCCUUUCUUAGCUCCUUCAGCAUAGGAAACACUGGACCUUCCUUUACCAAAGGAAAAAAGAUAAUGCUGCCCCACAACAUUUAUAUAGCCGGCAUAAUAACUUUAAGUAUGAUACACGGGGCGAAGUAUUGGAUGCACAAAGGUUAUCUGUUGCCACUUUAAGAAUAUAAACUUUUUCUCCAUUUAACAAGAGGCCAAACAAGCACUAGCUCCAAAAGUCGCUAAAGGUCGCCAGAUGCGGUCACAUGCUCAUUUACAUAUUGGUGACGACAUUGCCCAUUCAUCGCAAAGCUUUGGGUUAGUCCCCAAAAAGUAUUGAGAUUCGAUGCCCAGCCCUGUACUGGAAAGAUUACUACACUUUGCCCCCAUUCCCCAAAGCCGACUCUCCCCUCACCUGCCUGUCUGACCAUCUCUUUAUCUGUCUGGUCAUUGAUGUUGUGAUUGUUUUCCUGAUUGUUCAGUAAAUCAGAGCGCUGUUCAAGAAAGCAGGUUUGUUGAAAGCUCUGAGUAAGUAACCCUGAGAUGAGGGAAACUAGGUUUUCAUUCUCUGAGGAGAGGCAACUUAAACUCUGGGUCUGUAACCCAGUUGUUGAACGAACUGUGAUCAGCUGUUCUGGAACCAAAAACUCAGUUUCCCAUCUCAGGGUUAAUUUCAGCUGAGGUUUGAUCACUGACAGCUUGAAACCCGCACAUGUUCUGAGCUGAAGCGUCCAGGAGUGCUGUAAUGUAGAAAGUAUACAGUAACUGAAAGCUGAGUGACGGGUAGUUACUGAAUCUCAAGUGCCUGGCAAAGAAUAGUAACGUCUGUACUAUGACUGAGCUACUUCUACUCACCUUUUUGAAGGUUGCUUUGAUUUUCUAGCCUUUACAAAUAUUUAAGGGGCAGAAGAUGGUUUGAAGUUUGGAGAUUGUUCGACCUCUGUGUCUGAAUGUAUUACUUAAGGUCCAACUUUUGUAUGUGAAUUUUGUAAAACGUAUGAACUGCCUUGCAGUGUUCUGCUGUCUAGGGUGAGAUGCGUGAACCGUGGCUCCCUGGCAGACUUGAACAAUCCAUUCCAACCAGUCCAGGACUCAUUUCAAAGUACAUCUGAUGGUCAUUUGUGUCCUGAUUUCAAUUGGAAGAGCAUUGUAAUGUUAUCUCCCUAUAGAUCAAGGGAACUAAUACACAAUGAAAUACACAGAGUAACAACAAGCCUGGGAAAACACCAGACAAUCAUGAAAUGCCAAAAAAAGUUUUGAAAGAAAAGUAGAUUUUUUGUUGAGUACCUGACAGUGGCCUAAUGAUGAAGAAUACUAAAUCACUACAACAACUAAAAAACUGGAAGAUGUGAUUUUUUUUUUUUUUUUUUUUUUUUAAAUUUGCUCUUGUAAAAGCAGAUUUGAUUGUUUUAACCCUAUUUGUGGGUAACAUCUUGUAUCGUGUUUGCUUCAGUGCAGCAGCGAUAGGACCGCUGUGUAAAUCCUCGUGAUUUGUGCCAACUGAAUGUAAACGUAGCUACUAAUACCACACCCUGUGUUUGAUCUCUAUUGGUGAUGAUGUGUCUGUUGGACAGUUUGAAAUAUCAAAUCCUAAAAUAAAAGUGGAUGUUAACACCA